Messenger RNA from Pocillopora damicornis (cauliflower coral), 3360 nucleotides. Its product is annotated as ATP-dependent translocase ABCB1. Gene Ontology annotation, cellular component: mitochondrial inner membrane. Gene Ontology annotation, molecular function: ABC-type oligopeptide transporter activity; ATP hydrolysis activity; ATP binding. Lineage: Eukaryota; Metazoa; Cnidaria; Anthozoa; Scleractinia; Pocilloporidae. The record is from RefSeq and is a predicted model, not a curated record. Gene Ontology annotation, biological process: oligopeptide export from mitochondrion.
UCCGCUGACUUCUUAUCAGAAACAGUUAAUAGCUUUGGCACGAGCAUUAAUCAGAAAUCCUCGGAUAUUGUUGUGGGAGGAAGACUUGUCUAUCAUGGACAACUUUGCCCUUGAUGCUUUGACAAACUACUUGAACCAAGCAAGGCUUGGCCGCACCACGGUAAUUUCAACCAGUCACGUGUCCGUAGCGCGUAUAGCAGACAUUAUUGUUGUCCUUCAUAAUGGUGAGAUAAUCGAACAAGGGAGUCCCAAGGAACUUACGAUGUCAGGAGGGGCAUUCAGAUAUCUGGCUGCUUUACAGUAUUUUGAAUCUCAGACGCUACACCAAGAGAAAUUAUUGAAGACUGUACCAGUUGCAUCGGAAGUGUCGCUGUUUAAGGAUGGCAUCGAAGAGCUGGAAUCUGGUUUGACGCAGACCCAAGAAGAGACUACAGAGCAAGUGAAAGGCUUCGUAUCCAAGAUCCGACACAUGAUCCAAGAAAAGUUAAACGAAGGAGAGGCUGCGUACAAAAUGAUAAGAAUGCAGCUUCAAGACCUGCCACUGUUGUUAUCGGGGGCUCUAGGAGCAGCCAUCACAGGAAUGAUCGCCCCGGGCCUCUCAUUUCUAUUUGGAGAGAUACAAAAGUUUAUGAAUGAUCCUCUAAGAGUUGCUCGUGAAGGACCCUUCUGGGCGAGUAUGUUUGUUUUACUUGGAGCAGUAGUAGGAUUUGGUGGCACGAUCGAGAAAUUUAUGCUCACCUUUGCUACGGAGAAGUUAAAGACACGACUCCAAAAACUGGCCUUUGAAACAGCAAUAAACAAAAACUCAGUGCCUCAGAAUUCAGGGAUAGGUGGCGUAUUUCCUGGUAGUGGUGGGCAGAUUCCCCAGUCUACAGGUUUUGACCUCCCAUUCGUUCCUGGCGUUCCCACACAGCAGUUUGGAAUUCCCUCUCAAACGUUACCAACAGGAAUGGAUGGAUUGCCAACCUUCCAAAUUCCUGGGAUGGGUGAUGGCUUUCCUCCUGAAUCUGGAGGAGGGUUAGCUCAGUCUAAGGGGAACCCCUUCGUAGCAGUUCCUAGUGUUGGAACGCAGCCGUUUGGAAUCCCUUCUCAAUCAUUACCCUCCGGAAUGGAAGCUCUUACGUCUGGUAGAAUUCCGGGGAUGCCUGAUGGUACAUCAUCGAUAUUUCCUGGAUCAAUAGGACCGUUUCGUGGUGAACAGCAGUCAACGCCAAUGAGCUUACCCACUGUUCCUGGUUUACCCUCAGAGCAGUUGCUAUCUCUAGGAGGGAUUUCUUCCGAAUCGUUAUCAUCAGGCUUGCAAGGACGACUGUCUGAACAAAUGGCAGGAAUGGGUGAUGCAUCUUCUGUAUUUCCUGGAGCCAGUGGGCUGAGUGUUCCUCCUGUCCCUGGUGUGCCUUCAGAACAAUUGCCAUCCUUUGGGGCAAUUCCUCCCGAGGUUUUAUCAUCAGGCAUGAAAGCAAUUCCCUCUGGCCAGAUUCCACAAACGAGUGACGCAUACACACCUCAGCCAAUGGGACUAAAUCUACCUUCUCUUCCUGUUGUGCCCACAGAGCUUUCACCCUCACAGAUACAAGGGAUUCCAACAGGAGUGGCAUCAGCCGGAGGAGUGGUACAUUUACCUGGUACACCCAUGGAAGGUUAUGGGGCAUUCGUACCCAACUCGCAGAUUAGUUCUGGUGCGGUGCCUCAUGGAGGUUUACCUUCCACGUAUGGUGUUGUGCCAGCUGGAACACAAUAUAAUGCGAACAACGUGCCUUCAUUUGCUGAUCAACGAGGGAUUCAAGAUUUAGAGGGAAUAGGGCUCCCCCCAAAUAUACCAAACCCACGACCGGAUCUAUUGGUUUUGCCAGAUCCACAACAGCAAGCGGAUCAACUCAUGAGCCAAGUUGAAAAGGAUGUAGAGGCAGCUUUACAAAAUUCUAUAGGAAAAUACCUUGGUCCCAAAGUACAGGAGACCAUUUCGUCAGUAUCAACGCUCGGCAUGGCUCUUUACAACGGAUGGAAGAUGACUUUGGUGGUGCUUGCUGGACUGCCAAUAAUUGGGCUGGCUAAUCGGAUUCAACAGAACGAAGCUGACGCUACGGUGGAACCGGAAGGGGUUGAAGCACUCAUGAAAACAAGCUUCAAGAAAAUGGAAACAAUUUCCGCCCUUGGAAUGGAAAAUAAAUUCGCGAAGAAAUACAAGGAUGCAAUCUUCGAAAAAUAUAAACAGGCGUUGAAGAAGAUUAUUGCCAGUGGUUUUGCUUUCGCUUUGGGACAAGCUAUGGUGUUCUUCAUUUAUGCAGGUGCACUUAGGUUUGGAUGUUACCUAAUCAGCAUAAGGGAUAUGGCUGCCAUUGAAGUUUUAGGAGUGUUAAUGACUGUACUGUUUGGUUCGUAUGCAACGUCAAGUUCACGAGCGCCGUCCCACGCGCAUGAAGAGAAUGAAGAUUCGCUGAACAGACUCUUUGACGACGAGUCACUAGACGUGCAAGAUCACAUUGGUGACAAGUUGGAUGAGGUUGAAGGAAACUUGGAGUUUAAACAUGUUGAACUUCCAGAUCCACUCCAUAACGACGCUCCGUUACUGAGCCAGCUGAGCGUGAGGGUCAGCAGUGGACAAAAACUGGCUAUUGUUCAACUGGACAGCGAUAAAGUGAAUCCAUUUGAACUUUUAUUGGAGCGUUUCUUUGAUCCUGUCAAGGGAAACUUGCUUUUAGAUGGAGCAGAUAUUCGCAAUCUGGAUCUUUCUUGGUUACGAUCCCAUCAUGCAGUAGUGUCCCAUCGAUGUUUCCUGUCACAUUACAGUAUUGCUGAGAAUAUUGCUUAUGGCGACAAAGGAAGGCUCGUGACACAAACGGAAAUUGAGGACGCUGCCUAUUCAGCGUAUGCACACGAAUUUAUCGUGGAUUUGCCAAAGAGUUAUGAAACAAUUCCUGAUGAAGAUCAAAUCAAAUUGAGCGAUAGUCAGAAACUAAGGAUCGUUAUAGCACGGGCAAUUAUCCGAGAAUCGCCAAUCAUCAUUUUAGAUGAGCUGGAAGAAGAAGAUCAGGCUGUGACUGAUGCCACUGAUAUCCUUUGCCGAGAUAAAACCUGUAUCAUACUCACAAGACGGAGACAAACAAUUGAAACUGCAGACUACAUUAUUCUUAUUUACCACGGGCGCAUACUUGAACAAGGAAGUUUGAAUGACCUUCUGGAGCAGAGACGAUUGUUUUAUUUAUUAACAAAUUUAGCAGACGCUGACGAGUUUUAGGUGGCUUUUUGUAUAUUUUAAGACGUUGUUAAAGCGAAAAACUUUUCUAACUUUAUGAACGUGUUUUAUAUCUUUUUUCCUGAAUUAAAAUAUAUAAAGAUCAAACAAAAUGUUAGACUAUG